AUGGAACCGACGAGGACAUUAUACACGAAAACAAUUGACCACGGCCACAAAGAGGCAACGUAUCCACGAGCAUACACUGGCAAGGAUUUCUUAAAGGAAUGGAGCGAAGAGAACGAGCCAGAGGUCGACGAGUUGAGAUUGCGCCAGGAGGAAAUAGAUGCAGAACAGCAAUCCGUCGAAACAGAAACGACCAAGGACGAGAAACAAUAA
Molecule: messenger RNA, 210 nt
Organism: Trichophyton benhamiae CBS 112371
Lineage: Eukaryota; Fungi; Ascomycota; Eurotiomycetes; Onygenales; Arthrodermataceae
Exons: 1
Coding region: 1-210 (69 amino acids)
Source: RefSeq, a predicted model, not a curated record